Molecule: messenger RNA, 2049 nt
Organism: Micromonas pusilla CCMP1545
Lineage: Eukaryota; Viridiplantae; Chlorophyta; Mamiellophyceae; Mamiellales; Mamiellaceae
Product: major facilitator superfamily
Exons: 12
Coding region: 1-1806 (601 amino acids)
Biological process (GO): phosphate ion transmembrane transport; glucose-6-phosphate transport
Cellular component (GO): membrane
Molecular function (GO): glucose 6-phosphate:phosphate antiporter activity
Source: RefSeq, a predicted model, not a curated record
AUGUGUACGAAGGUACCUUCGUACUUUCGUUGUGACACUCGGUGCGCACGUCGUGUGCCAACAGCACAUAAGCGAGUCAAGAGAAUGCGUUCUAUCUUUGUUCUCCCGGGAAAAAGUCAACAUUCCCACGUCGUUUCGCACAUCGUGCGUAGAGCACGUGGCCGUCAAAUUUCCGCCGCUGCUUGCCAGGUGCAGUCUUACGGUCCGCUCUGCCGCUCCUCGGUUGUUCUGUUAAAGAGGCGAACGAAUUUAGACGUACAAAAUGCGCUCUUGGCAAGAUAUCAUCGGCAUUAUUUCAAAUAUGAGGACCGUCGCCAAAUGAUGUCUUUUCAAUCGCAUGCUUGCCACAAGCCGACAUUUGAUGCAGCAAACGGGCGUUAUACGGAGUCUUUUCUGCUUGUCAGGUGGACGGUUUUUCUGAGCAUUCUAGUGGGGUAUUCCUGUUAUUAUCUAACACGCAAUAGCCUCACGUUUACUGCCCCCGCGAUGGUCGCAUCGCCGUCAUUGGGCCUGGAUAUCACUUCUAUUGGGGUGAUCACAUCUAUUUUUCCUCUCUGCUACGGUUGCAGCAAGUUUGUCAGUGGUGUUGUUGGUGAUACUUUGUCGCCUGGUGUAAUGCUCGGAGGAGGACUAAUAGCAACAGGCAUGGUACGUACUCACUCCGUUUCAGACUGGUUACGCGUUCACAUUCUGAUAUUUUCAAUGAAGGUGAAUAUUGCUUUUGGUGCCAGCUCAACCCUGCCCUUGUUCUGCAUUUUGUGGGCGACGAACGGCGUGCUUCAGGGCUUUGGUGCUCCAAGUUGCGCGAAGAUACUUACUUCCUGGUUUGCGGCGAAAGAAAGAGGGACUUAUUGGGGUAUGUGGAACAUAGCGCACAACCUCGGAGGAUUCGCAGCCCCACUACUUGCAGGCACUGCCGCUCGUACGCUUGGCUGGAAUUGGGGUCUUUGGGCACCAGGCAUAGUUGCUCUUCUUGUUGGUUCUGUUAUUUUAUCCAGCUUGAAAGACUCCCCUGAGGCUCGGGGUUACGAACCAGUUGAGGAAUUGAGAGGCACCCUCAGCGAGACUGUUGACAAAGAUUCGGUUGAGAAAUUUUUCACCAGUAAAGUUAGUUUUGCUGCUUUAGCAUUUCAUUGGACACAGGGUGAAGAGAGUUUGCUCGACAACCUAUUUCAAAAUGUGCUCUCGAAUCCUUUCAUAUGGGGCCUCGCUUUCACAUAUUUUUGUGUUUACGUCGUUCGUCAAGGGAUCACUUCGUGGUCGGUUUUUUAUCUUAUAAAAGAAAAAGGAGUUAUUGAUGCUGGUGCAGCAGCUGUACGAGUUUCAGGUCUAGAACUAGGCGGACUCCUCGGCAGCCUCAUUGCAGGGAGGAUCAGUGAUUGGUACAUUGCACAGUCCUCGGGUGGCGCAGUCGGCAAGCGUAUCCAGAUUGUAAUGGCUUAUCUAAUUGGUGUGGCCACCAUGCUCAUUGCCUUUAAAGCUGUGCCAGCAGGCUACCCUGUUGCACAAGCCAUAAUUGUGUUUAUGAUAGGCUUCUUCCUCUAUGGGCCACAGAUGCUGAUAGGUCUUUGUGGUGCAGAAAUCGUCGGUAGACGCUCUGUUGGAGCUAGUGAGGGAUUUCUGGGUUGGAUUGCAUACCUGGAAAGUGGUGCAGCAAACGCAGGUGUCCCCCUCUCCUUACUCGUGCAGCAAUAUGGGUGGAAUGCUUUCUUUGCUGCAUUGCUGUGUGCGUGUACUGUUGGGACUUUACUCUUGGCCCCGGUUGUUGGUGCAGAGAGUUUCGUACAGAGAAGUCAAAUCAACUAGACUACGCAUUCUCUGUGCACUCUCAUCAUUCCAAGCUAACUCUAGACGGAAUGUUUCUGGUGUGUGCGCCUUUAAUACCUUAAUCCUUUAUCUGGAGUAUUUAUAUCCAUCUUGAACCACUACACGUACUAGAAAUGUACUUCCGGAAGUAUGAUACCUUUGUAAGAAGUAACGUUGUUUUUCCCUAGUAGAAAAUAUAACUGAAUGUACAGUGUGUAUUAUUUAUAUAAGUUCAUGGGAAGC